AUGGAGAUUGACGAUGGGACCGUGGGAGACAAAAGCUGGGUGGUGGAGAUCGAUGGCCAGUCCAAGAAAAUCGAUCCACUAAUCGAGAACAAACAAUGGUCGAAGCAGUCCAUAUACAGGGUUCCUGCUUGCAUAAAAAAAUUGAACACAGAGGUCUACACGCCCCAGAUCGUCUCCUUCGGCCCGUACCACCAUGGCGAGAAUGACCUCAUGCCGAUGGAGGAGCACAAGCACAGAGCACUGCUCCACUUCCUCAAGAAAGCAAAGAAGCCUUUCCACGAGUUCAUGGCCGCCAUGGAGGCUGAGUUUGAGCGACUGCAAGAGGCUUAUCAGAGCCUCGACGAGCGAUGGAAGGAUAAGGAAUCGUUCCUGCGGCUGAUGAUCCUCGAUGGCUGCUUCAUGCUCGAGAUAAUGCGCGUCAAGACGCAGAAGUCCUCCGACCAUGGCUACGCGUACGAUGAUCCCGUCUUUAGCGAAAGUGGCAUUCACCACAACGUGCCCUACAUAAAGCGAGAUAUGAUGAUGAUCGAGAAUCAACUGCCUCUGCUGGUUUUGGACCAACUGGUUCUCGUUGAGGGUCUUCAUCGCACGGCGGAGAAGUACGUAGACGAGCUGAUGCAAAGAUUCUGGGAGUGGAAUUCCACGGCGAGCCUGGGGCAGCGCCUCCACCCCCUUGGCGUGCUCCACAGCGGCCUGCUGAAACCCUGCGGGCAGAAGAACAGGGAUCCCAAGACGCCGAAGAUGGACACGAUCAUCCGGUCGGCGGUUGAGCUGCACGAGGCCGGCAUCCGCUUCAAGACGAGCGAGUCCGACAGCCUCCUUGACAUCUGGUUCGAUAACGGUGUCCUCAGCCUGCCGAAACUUACAGUCGACGACAACACCAAGUACAUGUUCCUCAACCUCAUGGCGUUCGAGCGCCUCCACGUCCGCGCCGGCAACGACGUCACCUCCUUCGUCUGCUUCAUGGACCACAUCAUCGACUCCGCCAAGGACAUCAACCUGCUGCACUACAAGGGGAUCAUCCUGAACGCGGUGGGAAGCGACGAGGCCGCCGCCGAGCUGUGCAACCGCCUGACCAAGGACGUGGUACUCGACCCCAGCAGCAGCCUCGGCAAGGUCCAAAACGACGUCAAAAAUUAUAUCCAGAAUGAUUGGAGAAGGCAUCGGGCCAACCUCAGACACACCUACUUCACGAGCCCAUGGACCACCCUCUCACUCAUGGCCGCCAUCGUCUUGUUGAUUCUCACGGUGCUGCAGACCAUUUACACCAUGUUGCAGUUCCACCUAUCUGCAUGAUCUCUGUCGCCGUAAUCUGUGAUGCUCUGCUUGGUUUGAUUUCUUUUCUUAUUGCUACGUCUUUACAUGGCUUGACCAGACGGAUCUUUUGAUUCAGUUGUGUUUUCCUCUCAUAUCUACGUACAAGUUUCAAUUACCGAUAUUUGUUUGGUUCAUUGGGAUUGGU
Messenger RNA from Musa acuminata AAA Group (dessert banana), 1462 nucleotides. Its product is annotated as UPF0481 protein At3g47200-like. The record is from RefSeq and is a predicted model, not a curated record. The transcript is spliced from 2 exons. Bases 1 to 1296 code for a protein of 431 amino acids. NCBI's taxonomy places the organism in Eukaryota, Viridiplantae, Streptophyta, Magnoliopsida, Zingiberales, Musaceae.